Molecule: messenger RNA, 1605 nt
Organism: Puccinia triticina
Lineage: Eukaryota; Fungi; Basidiomycota; Pucciniomycetes; Pucciniales; Pucciniaceae
Exons: 11
Coding region: 1-1605 (534 amino acids)
Source: RefSeq, a predicted model, not a curated record
AUGCCGAUGUUUGCCAAAGAAUUAUACCAAUUUUUCCUCUCGAAAGAAGCAUCAAAAGCUGAGUGUCAAAGCCCCGAAAGUAGAAGCCCUGUUUCGCCUGCUAUGCCGCCAAGCAAAACGCCCCCGACCCGAUCGAACACAGAUAUGCCUGGGAUCAAAAAAAAUGAUGUUCAAGGGAGCAGGGCCGGAAGCAACGUCCGCUCCUCAACGCUGCCCACGAACCUGUAUGCUUCUGGCUACGUCGAGGCCGAAAUGCUUUCUCCGAAAAUUACACAGGGUGCACCUCGCUUGCAUAAGCGUAUAAUCAUAUGUUGUGAUGGGACUUGGAAGAACGGACUGAAUUCAGCCCCUAGUUCAGCAACAAAUGUGCUGAAACUAUCACGCUGUAUUUUUCCUGAGGAUCGUCGCACUUUUCCUCCUAUACCUCAAGUCGUGUUCUACCAAGCUGGCCUUGGAACAACGGACGAUCUAGCACUCGAUCUAACACAAGGAGCUACUGGAUCUGGUAUUUUAUCAAAAAUCAGAGAAGCCUAUGCGUUCAUUGCUCAAAACUAUAUCCCAGGGGACGAAGUCUUCCUAUUCGGUUUCUCUCGGGGUGCUUUUACCGCGAGGACGAUCGCCAGUUUGAUAGCUGAUAUUGGGAUCUUGACAACUGCGGGUAUGGCCGACUUUCAUCAAGUACUUGCAGCCUACCAGGUUCGGUUGGAGGGGACCGAGCGUUCAGACACCGCCGAAAAAUUCCUUGAUAACUAUCGCCAUGGAGGACAAAAACACAUGUGUCGCUUGGCUGAGGGCACUCUGAAAUGCGUGGGUGUCUGGGAUACCGUUGGAGCGUUAGGUCUGCCUGGAUUCUUUGGUGAAAGUUUUAACCUCCUUGGCUUUAGGGACACCAAGUUGAGCCACCAAAUCAAGUAUGCAUUUCAUGCCAUGGCUGUUCAUGAGACACGGAAAGACUUUACUCCCACCAAAUGGGUGAGGACGCCCUCGACAAGUGGUUUUAAACAAUACCCGCAAGUGCUCAAGCAAGUCUGGUUCCCGGGGUCUCACAGCGAUGUUGGCGGUGGAUAUGCAGACCACGACCUAUCCGACAUCACCCUCAUCUGGAUGGUAGCCAACUUGAUGAGGUACAACUUGCUUGCAAUCGAUGAGCAAUAUCUCAUGUCCUUGCCGGUACCCCAGGCUGACUGGGGAAAGCAGGCGCCCCACGAUCCUAGGCAAGGCGUGAUGAGUAGAACUUUGAAAACAGUAAGGAAGUUCCCAACGGCUUGGGAUGAAACUUCGAUGGAAACGAUCCAUCCCUCGGUAGCCUGCCAAGAAACAUUGGCCCCGGAGCUAGCUAUGAUCUUCGAAGAGAACACACCCAAGCUUUUGGAGAAGCUACUUCCAUUCGAGGAGAAGAUGCGUUUCCGUUGGAACUCUAUGCGGAAGGAAAACGGUACCGACCCCAAACAGUUGCAGGAGUCCAACGCGCAAGGGAACAUGUUAUUUUCUGAUUUCUUAAAAACAUUCCAUGGACUAGUCGACAUCGGGCGCUUGAGUGUUGAAAUAGUUCGAGGCCAAAGCACUGAUGAGGACGCGGCCGAAAAGGUGCUGCUUGAGGAAUAA